This is a messenger RNA of Plectropomus leopardus (leopard coralgrouper), 2045 nucleotides long. It is a transcript of the gene traf3ip2a, whose product is annotated as TRAF3 interacting protein 2a. Lineage: Eukaryota; Metazoa; Chordata; Actinopteri; Perciformes; Serranidae. Gene Ontology annotation, biological process: humoral immune response; positive regulation of canonical NF-kappaB signal transduction. The record is from RefSeq and is a predicted model, not a curated record.
GAACAGGUUUGUGCUGUUGCUGAGGGAUAAGCAGAUCUGAGCAAAGAGGCAACACACACUUUUCACUGGGACAAAAUGGACUCUUUUGAAGGGCCCUGCCCUCAUCAGAGUGUUCCUGUUGAGAUGGAUGAGAGCAUGACACCCUCCAGUCUGGACGUGGCCUGGCCUCCCCCCUGCAAACAGUGUAGUGGACAAACAAAUACUGGCAAAACGCCACAGGAACAUGGCUAUGAGCAAGCUACAGCAGCACACGAUGCCGGCCAGCGGAGACUCCCUGAGAGCCAGUGCCAGCCCGAACCCAGAGCAGUCCCUCAUGCUGCCCCUCAACCUUUUUUCAAUCUCUCUACACACCCGGGACAGAUGAACGCCCCGCACCCUGCGGGUGUUUGGCCUCAUGGUCUCAGAGAGCAGGCGCCGCUGUAUGAACAGGACCUCCGAGUAAACCACAGUAGAGGUUUUGCAGGACCUUCAAACAGGCUCCAGGAUCACUGUGCGGAGAAGGAAGAAUUCUUGGAGCCCCCUUUCUCACUCAAGUCUGUCGAUAACUGCGCCCACUACGUCCCAUCACGGUACCCUGCAGCACGUUUACCCGGCGCCCAUCCAAUGCAGGGGAGUCGUCUCAGACAGUGUGCAUGCUGCACUCCGGCAAAUCUGCCUCGUCACAAAAAUUAUUAUUAUCAAUAUAGGCAUAAUUACCCAGCGGAUCCACGUGAGGAGCCUCAACACCAUCAACAGUCACGGGAUCCCCCCCAUAAUAGGUUGCAAUUUAAUAAAGAUGCUCCACAUUCCCCCCAUGGAUCUGUGCCUCAGUGUGUGGCCCCUCCUAGAGAUGUGAUGCGUGAGGUCAGUGUGGAGCGCUCCCUCGUGGCUGGUCCGGGGUUGGCCACAAGGGAGAUCAGGAGGACCAUCAGCCUACCUGAGGAGUGCAGGAAUGUUUUCAUCACAUAUUCGGUGGACACAGCCGAACAAAUCUUUCCUUUCGUCACAUUUCUGACAGAUCACGGGUUCAAACCUGCAAUUGACAUCUUUGAUAAUCCAAUCCGAAGAAUGGGCAUCACCAAAUGGAUGGACAGGUUUUUGAAUGAUAAAUCAGUGCUCAUAAUAGUGGUCAUCAGUCCCAAGUACAAGGAGGACGUGGAGGGCGAUGGAGAGGACGAGCAUGGCCUGCACACAAAGUAUAUUCACAACCAGAUCCAACAUGAGUUCAUCCAACAAGGCUGCCUGAACUUCCGACUGGUUCCCGUGUUGUUUCCCAAUGCAACCAAGAGACAUGUCCCCAGCUGGCUCCAGAGCACCAGGAUCUACCAGUGGCCCGAGCACACCCAGGACCUGCUGCUGCGCCUGCUCAGGGAGGAACGCUACAUCAUCCCACCGCGGGGGGCCGACCUCACCCUCACUGUCCGUCCCCUCUGAGACAAACUGAAAAGGACACCUGAGGAAAAUAACCAAAAUAAAAGAAAUGCUUCAUUUGGUCAAAACUUCAACGUGCUGUAGGUAUGACUUUGUUUCAUCUACCUUCACAAGGACUGUUAAUACUGCAGAAGAUUAGUUUUAAAAUGUUUAAAAUGUCCCUAGUUUAUGAUUCAUGUUACUGUGUUUCUAAUCCGAUACCGUAUUAGAAUACAAAUUUUGUCAUUUGAUUUGGGGCAGUGGAACUAGCUGAAAGCACAUUAAAGGGUACGUUUCGUCAGUUUAAAGCUGGACCCUGUUUUCCUAUGUUUUUGUGAUUAAGUGACUAUUGGGAACAGCAAAUUUUAAAUUCAUCCAAUAUUGAAUGAGACUGCUGCAGCGUUGAAACAGGCUGCAAUGUAACCACUGGGGGCAUUUGUGCACCGUCAGUGUACAUCCACUAAAAGUGCUUGUUUUCACCACUGACAGGCUCAGAUAGUUAUUAUAACUGUCUGUCAACAUAAUGAAACAAUGAUAGACCUUUCUGUUAAAAAUCGGAUCCCUUUUAUUUAACCAGAAACAGCCCCUUUAUCACUAUCACCAAACCCUCCAGACUCCAUUUAAAUAAACAGUCAAACAACAAAGGCAGCAUUAUU